AUGAUUCCGCCACUCACGCAUACCGAAAUGUCCUCUGUGGUGAGUGGACACAUGGCCGACGAGGUGGCCGUCUCGUACGCGAUCACCUCUCGCCCUCCCCAUGCCACAGCUCAACCACUCCCGGUCCUCGAGCUAACAACCUCACAGAUGGGUUACAUGAGCAUUGCCUGCUGGGUCAUCGUGUACAGUCCCCAAAUCUGGGAAAACUACAUGCUCAAGUCCGGUGAUGGCCUCAGUGUGCCAUUCAUCCUCCUCUGGCUGGGCGGCGACAUUACCAACCUCAUCGGAGGUGCGAUGGCCGGCGUGCUGCCCACCAUGAUCAUCCUUGCUGUUUACUACAACAUUUGCGACAUUAUCCUCCUGUUCCAGGUGUACUACUACCGCUCGCUGCGCAAGCGCCCCGAGAACCAGCCCCUGCUCGAGGCGCCCCCACGCACGCUCAAGCCGUUGCUCCCGGCCUACCUGUCGUACCCGCUCAUGAUUGCAUUCGUGAUCGUGUCGGGCUUUGUGAGCUGGGCGCUGGCCGACCACUCGGGCGGCGACAAGCACCCCGAGGACGGCCCCGCGGGCGGCGUCGAGCUCGAGUGGAAGUCGCAGCUGCUCGGCUACGCCUCGUGCUUUUUGUACAUUGGCAGCCGCGUGCCGCAGAUCUUCCACAACCUCAAGACGCGCUGCGAGGGCCUGAGUCUCGCCAUGUUCUUCUUCUCCAUCUCGGGCAACGUCACGUACGUCGCCUCCAUCCUGCUCACGUCCAUGGAGCGCAAGUACCUCAUCACGAACGCGAGCUGGAUCGCGGGCGCGGCACUCACCAUCUUCCUGGACCUGUACGUCCUCGCCCAGUUUGCCUACUUUUCGUACCAGGACAGCCACAAGCACAAGGUGUUUGCCGACGACGUCAGCGAGGAGGAGGCAUGA
This is a messenger RNA of Apiotrichum porosum, 915 nucleotides long. RefSeq lists its product as uncharacterized. Gene Ontology annotation, cellular component: fungal-type vacuole membrane. Bases 1 to 915 code for a protein of 304 amino acids. The record is from RefSeq and is a predicted model, not a curated record. The transcript has 5 exons. Gene Ontology annotation, biological process: basic amino acid transmembrane export from vacuole. NCBI's taxonomy places the organism in Eukaryota, Fungi, Basidiomycota, Tremellomycetes, Trichosporonales, Trichosporonaceae.